UUAAAGUCAAAGUAAGUUUAUAACGCAGUUUGAAAUUUGCUGCAGUCUUUGUUGACUCGUAGUUAUUUCGUUUUGAUGUUACUUUUUUGGUAAGCGAUAAAAGUCUUCUAAAAAUCAUCUGUUCGAAUUAACAGUUUGUUGUCUGUGGAUGACGUUGGAGGAGUGAGUACGCGUUAAAAUCCUUUUGAGCUGCUUAAGUUUUUAACAGUAAGCUGUAAGUGUAAAGCACUUCGAUUCUCCCAAAUUCUGAGAUUUUCAAUCUGCACGCUCCGAGUUGUAAAAAAUUUCUCUCGUUGUGCUUGCGUGGUGAGUGUGAGUUUCGGAUUAUUACAGAGUACAGACUACAGACAGUUGUUCAUUUAUUAGUAAUUAGUCUAAGUUAUAACAUAAUGGUAAGUGCAUCGAAGAGUUCAUCUCGAGAUCAUCCGUCGCAAGGCGAUCUGGAGCCGAAAGCUCGCGGACCAUGGACAACUACGAAAAAGGAGAAACUGUGGAGAAAGAAAACAAUCAUCGAGAACCAUUUCAACACGUAUCCGCGCUUCGGGACGAUACGCCGGUCAUAACUGUGCGGGGCGGUAGCAAAAUUCAGAGUUUGGUGGAUGUUGCGUUGUCGAAACUCAGAGAAAACAUUCCGGAGCAGCAAAAGUUCGUAAUUUUCUAUGGAUCAGGACCGGCCAUUAACAAAACUAUAUCCUGUGUUGAGAUAUUCAAGCGGCGAGUGAAGGAUCUUUAUCAAAUAAACAAGCUUGGAUUUGAGGAAGUGGAAGAAAUUUGGAAUCCGAAAAUUGAAGGAUUGAAUGUGUAUGUGGCCUACUUAUUAAAGGUGUCUCGAAAAAUUCCGGCUCUUCAUGUGUUGCUGUCCAAGGUGCCCUUACCGAAAGAUGAGCCAGGAUAUCAGCAAUAGGGCGGGUAUUCGGCAUCCUUAUUUUGCCAUUUGGAAAGCAAUAGACUGCGAUUCAGCCGCAGAGGAAACUCGAUUUUCCGCGUUCGCAUUUCCGCUGUCGUUUGUACUAAUGGGACGAGGAAAAAGUUGAAGCAGUACUUUAAGAUCGUAGCUGAUUGAUAUGCUCACAAUCAUUUGAUUUUUUUUAAUGACCUACUAUUUUGUACGGAGCCCGCCGGCGCCGAGAGCGAUAACAGAUUCUUUGUAAGAAGUUGCGAGAUCUUCACCUCUGGGUGAAUACAAACGGAAAGCCGGCCUGUGUUCAGGGCAGCCUCAUGAA
Paramacrobiotus metropolitanus is the source of this 1223-nucleotide messenger RNA. RefSeq names its product ribonuclease P protein subunit p25-like protein. The transcript has 6 exons. The coding region runs from base 464 to 904 and encodes 146 amino acids. Gene Ontology annotation, biological process: tRNA 5'-leader removal. Gene Ontology annotation, molecular function: RNA binding. Gene Ontology annotation, cellular component: ribonuclease MRP complex. The record is from RefSeq and is a predicted model, not a curated record. Lineage: Eukaryota; Metazoa; Tardigrada; Eutardigrada; Parachela; Macrobiotidae.